Stylonychia lemnae is the source of this 693-nucleotide messenger RNA. NCBI's taxonomy places the organism in Eukaryota, Ciliophora, Spirotrichea, Sporadotrichida, Oxytrichidae. The record is from the annotation of a GenBank genome assembly.
AUGAAGAAUCAUUCACUACUACGAUCGAUUUUAGUAUAAGAAAAUGCAUAAUAUGAAUUAAGCUCAUAUACUGAUAGAUUUGGUAACAAGGCAGUACAUCUUGCAGCUUACGUAGAUGAUCCUCAGAUAUUUGAAAUCUUGGCAGAACUUGGAGGACAAGAUAAUUCUGAUUUUCUAUGGUAGAGAUAUGAAAAGCCAUCAGAUAUUUGUGAUAUAUUUAGCUGCAAAAAUUACAAGUCUGCAGAUAUAUCCAAAACUAGUCAAGGCGUCUAAAAGUAGAGUAGGUCUGCCUAUAAUACUGAUAGAUCACAGGAAUAAUCAGUUCGGCCUUUAAAAGAUGAAGAAGUUGCUAAGAGAAAGAAAACUAAUAGAAUGCACCAUAGUCAAUAAAAAAACCUUAUCUCAGUUAAGACUAAACAUAAAAGACAUGAAUAACCGAAGUAAAAUCAACUUAAACUCCCAAUAAUAAUGCCAAACCAAGACAAAUACAAGGGCUUUGGGAGUACAGCUGACUUGAUCGACUAUAAAUCAAUAAAAGAAAUAAGCGACAGAAUGGACAGGCUUUUCGAUCCCAAUUUUCGCAAGGACAAGCUAAAAACCAUUCUGUCGAACGAUAUUGAGGCAUAAUACGCUCCAAUAUAAGAGUAGGAUUCUGUAUAUUUUGAUAAAUCUAUGGAAUAAUCUAUAUAAUGA